Messenger RNA from Guillardia theta CCMP2712, 591 nucleotides. RefSeq lists its product as hypothetical. Bases 1 to 591 code for a protein of 196 amino acids. The transcript is spliced from 2 exons. The record is from RefSeq and is a predicted model, not a curated record. NCBI's taxonomy places the organism in Eukaryota, Cryptophyceae, Pyrenomonadales, Geminigeraceae.
AUGCUUUCCUUUGGCGACUACGUGGCGUCAGAGGAAGCCUGCCGCAACAUCGAGGCUGAGAUCAUCCGCAGAUGCCAGUUCGAUGCUCUCCCCGAGGGGAGGACUCAACGUCUGGGUGUGCCGCCGGUUUCGGAUGCCGCGAGUCAGCGCGAGCAGGUGGUAGCGAAGAGGAGCCUCUGCAAUGAGUCCAGCCCCUCCCUCAAGGCCCAUCACCCCCCGGAAACGCCGAGCAUACAGCAGGUGGCUGAAGAAGGAAGGGUCAGUGAAUCCCGUGCGCCGAGCGUCGCUCAUGCGGCGGCAAGGGAGGACGACAAGGGCGGAUCAGGAAAGGAAGGAGGGAGUGGCUCACACCUGCGGUAUGGAUGGAGUCCGGAAGAGAGGGGGAAGAAGAGCCCACGGAGCCCUUCAAGGGCCCCGCUCUACCUGGACGGGGAGGAGCUGAUCGUGCCUGAUCCUGCGCUGAGCCUCCUCUUCUGCCAGUGUUUGCGAACUGUUUCUGUCCGCCCGCCGGACCUGGACGACGGGAGUGAGGACGUGAGCUGGGACCAGUUCGUGCAGGUGUGUAUAGAUUGCGGGGCUGUAAAGAAGUGA